Molecule: messenger RNA, 1701 nt
Organism: Schistocerca gregaria
Lineage: Eukaryota; Metazoa; Arthropoda; Insecta; Orthoptera; Acrididae
Exons: 1
Coding region: 1-1701 (566 amino acids)
Source: RefSeq, a predicted model, not a curated record
AUGUACUACGCAACGGAGGCUGGAAUGGAAGGAGGAACGAAGGGUACGGACCACAAAACAACGGAGGCUGGAAUGGAAGGAGGAACGAAGGGUAUGGACCACAAAACAACGGACGCUGGAAUGGAAGGAGGAACGAAGGGUAUGGACCACAAAACAACGGACGCUGGAAUGGAAGGAGGAACGAAGGGUAUGGACCACAAAACAACGGAGGCUGGAAUGGAAGGAGGAACGAAGGGUAUGGACCACAAAACAACGGAGGCUGGAAUGGAAGGAGGAACAAAGGGUAUGGACCACAAAACAACGGACGCUGGAAUGGAAGGAGGAACGAAGGGUAUGGACCACAAAACAACGGACGCUGGAAUGGAAGGAGGAACGAAGGGUAUGGACCACAAAACAACGGACGCCGGAAUGGAAGGAGGAACGAAGGGUAUGGACCACAAAACAACGGAGGCUGGAAUGGAAGGAGGAACGAAGGGUAUGGACCACAAAACAACGGACGCUGGAAUGGAAGGAGGAACGAAGGGUAUGGACCACAAAACAACGGACGCUGGAAUGGUAGGAGGAACGAAGGGUAUGGACCACAAAACAACGGAGGCUGGAAUGGAAGGAAGAACGAAGGGUAUGGACCACAAAACAACGGAGGCUGGAAUGGAAGGAGGAACGAAGGGUAUGGACCACAAAACAACGGAGGCUGGAAUGGAAGGAGGAACGAAGGGUAUGGACCACAAAACAACGGACGCUGGAAUGGAAGGAGGAACGAAGGGUAUGGACCACAAAACAACGGACGCUGGAAUGGAAGGAGGAACGAAGGGUAUGGACCACAAAACAACGGACGCUGGAAUGGAAGGAGGAACGAAGGGUAUGGACCACAAAACAACGGAGGCUGGAAUGGAAGGAGGAACGAAGGGUAUGGACCACAAAACAACGGAGGCUGGAAUGGAAGGAGGAACGAAGGGUAUGGACCACAAAACAACGGAGGCUGGAAUGGAAGGAGGAACGAAGGGUAUGGACCACAAAACAACGGAGGCUGGAAUGGAAGGAGGAACGAAGGGUAUGGACCACAAAACAACGGACGCUGGAAUGGAAGGAGGAACGAAGGGUAUGGACCACAAAACAACGGACGCUGGAAUGGAAGGAGGAACGAAGGGUAUGGACCACAAAACAACGGAGGCUGGAAUGGAAGGAGGAACGAAGGGUAUGGACCACAAAACAACGGACGCUGGAAUGGAAGGAGGAACGAAGGGUAUGGACCACAAAACAACGGACGCUGGAAUGGAAGGAGGAACGAAGGGUAUGGACCACAAAACAACGGAGGCUGGAAUGGAAGGAGGAACGAAGGGUAUGGACCACAAAACAACGGAGGCUGGAAUGGAAGGAGGAACGAAGGGUAUGGACCACAAAACAACGGACGCUGGAAUGGAAGGAGGAACGAAGGGUAUGGACCACAAAACAACGGACGCUGGAAUGGAAGGAGGAACGAAGGGUAUGGACCACAAAACAACGGACGCUGGAAUGGAAGGAGGAACGAAGGGUAUGGACCACAAAAAAACGGACGCUGGAAUGGAAGGAGGAACGAAGGGUAUGGACCACAAAACAACGGACGCUGGAAUGGAAGGAGGAACGAAGGGUAUGGACCACAAAACAGCGGACGGCGAAACCAUGGGUCCGGUUUCAAUGACAAUGGAAGAUGUGCACGAAUGA